AGGGGAUUGGUAUCGCAUCUCAUACACUGCAUUACAUUCAGUUUUCUUUCUUUUGUGCAAGCUAGCUAGCUGUAAGUUCAACAAUGGCGGUAACUAAGAUCAUGGUGACUUUAACGGCAGUAGGGGUGGUGAUGAUGUCAAUUAUGUUGCCUUCAAAAGCUAUAGAUACCGAUAAAGUCAGGCAAUUGGCAGCUAAAUACAACGUGACAUGCGUCUUGGUUUUUGGAGACUCUAGUGUCGAUUCUGGCAAUAACAACCGUCUGGACACCACUUUCAAGAGUAAUUUCCUUCCUUACGGAAGGGACUUCUUCGGACGCCGCCCUACUGGAAGGUUCAGUGAUGGAAGACUUGCCACAGACUUCAUAGCUGAGGCAAUUGGAUACAUAAAGGCAAUUCCAGCCUUUCUCGAUCCAGAACUGAGGCAGCAAGACUUGGUACAUGGGGUCAGUUUUGCAUCUGCUGCUUCAGGCUAUGAUGAUCUUACGGCCAAUUUAACCAAUGUGUUGGCUCUUUCCAAGCAAGUUGAGUAUUUCAGACAAUACAAGAUCAAGCUUAGCCAAUUGGUCGGAGAGAGGAAAGCAGAGGAAAUCAUAAAAAAUGCCCUAACUGUGUUAAGCAUGGGAACCAAUGACUUUCUCCAGAACUACUACAUGGAACCAAUUCGCCCCAAGCAAUACACACCGGAAGAGUACCAAAAUUAUUUAAUCUCUUGCAUGUUUGAAAACAUUAAGAAGAUGCGUGGUUUAGGAAUCAGCAGAUUGGUGGUUGUGGGAGUCCCCCCCAUAGGGUGCAUGCCCCUGGUAAAGACACUAAUGAACCAGGAGACGUGUGUGGAGGAAUAUAACAAUUUUUCCUCUGCAUUCAAUGCAAAGAUAAAGGCCAAAUUGAGCACUCUUAGGACCACAUUAGGGAUUCGAGGUGUCUAUGCCGAUGCUUAUGGAGCCGUACAGAAUGCUAUGAACAACCCCAAGUUAUAUGGUUUGAAUGAAACUUCGAAAGGAUGUUGUGGCACGGGAACAAUAGAAUAUGGUGAUUCUUGUCGAGGAUCGACUACUUGUUCUAAUGCAUCACAAUAUGUGUUCUGGGAUGCUGUCCAUCCAACAGAAAAGAUGUAUAAAAUCAUAGCGGAUGGUGCCGUAGAAUCUUUUGAUGAAAGUCUGUUGGGGUAAACGUGAUGAUUAAUUAAUUUGUACCGUGAUAUUAAUUUGGUAAGCAAGCAGCAUGUCGGUUGACGAUGGGAUUAAUAAGAGGGGUCCAUCGUAAGGAAGGCAUUAUUAUCACAAAGUUGAUAACUUUGUUUUUAUACUUUAAUUUCGAGUUUCAAUCUUAUCUUAUAUAAAUUGUUAUUUAAUUUUAUAUUUUUUGAUAAAAUUAAUUAAAUUUG
This is a messenger RNA of Rubroshorea leprosula, 1384 nucleotides long. NCBI's taxonomy places the organism in Eukaryota, Viridiplantae, Streptophyta, Magnoliopsida, Malvales, Dipterocarpaceae. The record is from the annotation of a GenBank genome assembly.